AUGAUUAGGAUGGGAUGGAUGAAAAUAGGAGGGAGCUGGAAGUAUGCUCGCGGGUACAACGACAGACGCAACGUGUUUGCCCGUGGCCAGUGGCAGGAGCGAAAGAUGACGCCACGGUUUAUGCUUGCACCUCGAGUUUCACCGGGUGGGCCACGAAACCGUUAUGAGGGAAACCUGGUGUUUUCCCGCCUCAAGCUCAGUAAGCUGCUUUGGGCCAUUGGCACGGGCCGUCUGAACCCCAAUGAAGUCAUCACGGUUUAUCACCAGCGCGAAGCUGGUGUUGUGGCUGAGGGUGAAAUUAUUUGGCCAGGAUUUGUUCUUGUUAGUAGUGGAGUGAACCGCGUGCCGUAUCCCAUUCACAUUGAGCUUCAAAAUGCGUCAGCGGAAAGUAUUCGGCUUAUUGAAGAAGCCGGUGGAUCCUUUACUGGGGGUAUACGAUGA
Messenger RNA from Trypanosoma rangeli, 441 nucleotides. Its product is annotated as ribosomal protein L15 containing protein. Bases 1 to 441 code for a protein of 146 amino acids. The record is from RefSeq and is a predicted model, not a curated record. NCBI's taxonomy places the organism in Eukaryota, Euglenozoa, Kinetoplastea, Trypanosomatida, Trypanosomatidae. Gene Ontology annotation, molecular function: structural constituent of ribosome. Gene Ontology annotation, biological process: translation. Gene Ontology annotation, cellular component: mitochondrial large ribosomal subunit. The transcript has a single exon.